CCUGCAGGCACCGCCGUCACGGCCGGCGUGCUGCUGGGCGGCCUGGUGGCCUUCAAGAACGGCAAGGCAGCUAUGGCGCAGCACUUCAUGCGUGCGCGCGUGAUUGCGCAGGGUGCCACCGUGGCAAUCAUGGUGUCGAGCGGCGGCUAC
Chlorella variabilis is the source of this 150-nucleotide messenger RNA. RefSeq lists its product as hypothetical. The transcript has a single exon. The annotation marks the transcript as partial. The record is from RefSeq and is a predicted model, not a curated record. NCBI's taxonomy places the organism in Eukaryota, Viridiplantae, Chlorophyta, Trebouxiophyceae, Chlorellales, Chlorellaceae.